UCUAAGUUAAAACAUUGCGUAUAUCGAUUAAUUAAUGAUUAAUUAUAAAAAAGCUCAGAUAUUAAAAAUACCGAUAAGUGUUUUCUAAAUGUAAUUAGCAAUCGGUGGUUUGACAGUUCAAAACAUAAAAGUGACAUAUUGUAAGUUGUCAGACAACUUGUCGAUUAAAUUCAGUGUAUCCAAAUGUUAACAAAUGAAUAAGACUAAAAACUAAGAAUAACUACGUAAGAUAAUUAAAUAUUUAUACGUUCCAAUUCAAAUAUUGUUAACUAACAUUAUAAUUAGAUUUUAGAACAAGAAUAUGCCAAAUAGAGAUCAAGAUAAAUAUUCAACUAGACACUCUCAUCUUUAAACGUUUAUAAAACAGUGACGCCACAAAAAUAAAGAUUUUGCGUGGGAGGUUUUAAAUAGUAAAGUCCCUAGUUUUGACAACUCCGUAACUAAGUCUUGAAAGACAAAAGUACGAUGAAUUCUUUGUAAAUAGUAGCAAAAUGAGUGAUUUAUUUAAGUCAGCUUUCGAGUAUUUUAGUGCGUCUAGCGUUAGCCAAUACAGUGAUAACAGUUUUGUUGGACAAGUAAUAGAAGUAUCUAAUGUAAAAUUAAAAAUUAAAAAAGUUAUAUCAGAAGGUGGGUUUGCGGUGGUUUUUGUGGCCCAGGAUGUAGCCACAGGAAAGGAAUAUGCAUUAAAAAGACUGCUGGGGGCUGAUGAAGAAGCAAAGAACAACAUACACAAGGAAAUAGAAUUAUUAAAGAAAGUCUCUGGACAUCCAAAUAUAAUACAAUUUUUGACAUUUCAUUAUACAGAAAGAGCAAAAACAACCCAUGGACAACAUGAAUUUUUAUUGAUCACUGAACUUUGUCCAGGUGGCUCAUUAAGUGAAAUUUUACAAGCCAGAACCAGUCCUUUUGAUGCAGACACAAUUGCCAGAAUUUUUUAUCAGAUAUGUAAGGCAGUCUCUCAUAUGCAUUCUCAAGCACCACCAAUUAUUCACAGAGAUUUGAAAAUAGAGAAUUUAUUAAUUAGCUCUGAAAGUACCAUAAAACUAUGUGAUUUUGGAUCUGCCACUGUUGAGGUUUUCAGACCAGACCUCACUUGGUCUGCUAAUCAACACUCUGCUUUGGAGGAGAAUAUGUCAAGAUUCACGACACCAAUGUACAGAGCCCCUGAAAUGGUUGAUACUUGGAACAACUAUUACAUAGGAACGCCCGUGGACGUGUGGGCAUUGGGGUGCAUCUUAUACACGCUGUGUUACAUGAAACAUCCAUUUGAAGAUAGUGCAAAGCUUAGAAUCAUGAAUGGCAACUAUACAUUACCACAGGACCCAAAAUACAACUGCUUCCAUGACAUCAUAAAGGGUUGUUUGCAAGUGAAUCCCGAAAAAAGAAUAACGGUGUCCGCUUGUCUGGAAAGAGUGGCCGCGAUCGCGGAGACGAACGGUUACAAUUUAAGGGUACCAUUGAUUUUGCAUCAGACCCAACCGGAUCCGCCGGUCGCCGAUAAUAAGAACGGUGUUAGGCCGCCACCACCCAGACCUGCCCCACCUUCGCCAGCUCAUCAGCCACCUGCCAGACCACCUCAACCGGUUCCUCCAAGACCUAUUGCAAAGGAUUGUUCUGCACAAUCUGAUAUGCCACAAAGACCCGCCCCUAACGUUCCCCCUCCACAACCUAGACAGCAGGAUGUCAAACAGACAGGAUUGUUUUCUUCCCUAAAAGGAGGGGCAGGUAGCUUUUUGAAGAAUCUCAAAGACACUAGCACAAAAGUCAUAACUUCUGUUCAACAAACAAUGGGACGCACCGACCUGGACAUAAACUACAUAACGUCGCGCAUCAUCGUUAUGCCGUAUCCGUCCGAAGGCCUUGAGUCCGCCUACAAGACGAAUCACAUCGAAGAUGUGCGCAUGUUUCUCGACGCCCGCCAUCCCAAUUACAAAUAUUCGGUGUACAAUCUGUCGCGCAAACCGUACCACUCUAAAUUCGGGCAGGCACGCGUCGUCGAUUGUUCGUUCGCCUACUCCGAACACUUCCGGGCACCCCUGCUCAACUCCAUGUACCAGCUCUGCGAGGACAUUUAUCAGUAUCUUGCAGGUGACAGCAGGAAUGUGGUGGUGAUACACUGCACUGAUGGCAAGGCAACGUCGGCCACAUUGGUUUGCGCACUGCUUAUUUACGCCGGUCUUGUCGAGGUUCCGGAAGACGCUUUGCAAAUGUUUGCUGUAAAAAGAUGCCCACCCAAUAUGCAAGCAUCUAAUCUGCGGUACUUGUAUUACUUAACUAAUAUAGUCGGACAUCCAACGACAUAUCCACACUACAAGCCAGUAACUUUAGUUUCCAUACAACUUCAGCCAGUUCCACUCUUCACCAAAGUUCGCGAUGGAUGUCGACCGUAUAUAGAAGUAUAUAGCGAAAACCGCUGCCUUUUAUCAACGUUGCAAGACUAUGAAAAGAUGAGACUGUAUAAUCUAGCUGAGGGAAAGUGUUUGCUGCCCAUUAACGUAACAGUAUGUGGCGACGUUUGUGUGAUAGUAUACCAUGCCAGAAACAUACUUGGUGGUGUAAUGUCUCAAGGCAAAGCUACUGGUAUUAAAAUAUGUCAAAUUCAAUUCCACACUGGUUAUAUUCCUGAGGAAGAGACAUCUCUUCGUUUUUCAAAGGCUGACCUCGAUGAAUUGUCUGAAAAUAACGAGCAUUACCAAGAUAGAUUCACGGUGACGUUAAACGUUUUCGUGACUGACACAGAGAGACGUCCAGCUCAACCUGCUCCCUGGCAAACUGAUCAAACCCAACGUGUCGCAGAUACGAUGUUUACUUCGCAAUUGGAACAUGACGAAACAGUAGACAAUUUCGUUUCAAAACAACUUCGAAGGAAGACGAGCUCACCAAAAGUCCCUCCACAAAGGCCAGCUAGGCCUGCCCCGCCUCCUGUUUUAGCUACGAAAUUAACGGGAGAGAAAAAUUCAAGUGAUUCAGAUUCGGAGCCGAUCGUGAACAACGCAACACCACCCCCACGUAGGCCUCCUCCUCAGGUAACCAAACCACUAGAGGAAGCUGUGGACCUGCUGAACCUCAACUCAACCCCUGCAGUGGCCAGUACAAUCAAACAAUCGCCCAGCACCAAUUUCGAUUUGCUGAGCGGCUUCGGCGACGCCAACACCAAUGCAACUAGUACCGACAACUUCGGUUCGUUCAAUGACGGACCCAGUCAAAAUGCUGGAGCUGCCAAAUCGGACGAUUUGUUCGAUCCUUUCGGAACAACGGGCGAAGGGGAUGGAAAUUUAUUAGGAGGAUGGGGUAAUUUUAAUUCCACUGCAACAAGUACCGCAAGCAGUGCUGGUAUACAACAAAAUCAAAAUGCAACAAAACCUCCGGAUUUAUUCGCCGACUUGGGCAAUCUGGGAAGUGGAUUUAAUUUGGGAGGUCCAUCGUCUAAUAACGGUACUCACACGCCGAAUAGAGCACCGCCAACAACUCCUCAACAUGCGCCCCAACAACCGCCACCUCAAAAGCAACAGAUGAAGUCUCCCGAUUACAGUAGAUCUCACUUUGAGCCAGUAAACAAUAAAAACGGCCAGAACAACGCAACCGAACCAAAAGCCAAAAAGAGUGAAGAUGUGUUUGGAGAUUUGCUCGGGUCACAGGGAUACUCGUUCACAGCGAAAAAAGAUCAGGGCCCCAAAACCAUUAAUGCGAUGCGUAAGGAAGAGAUGCAAACCUACAUGGAUCCAGAAAAACUCAAAGUUAUGGAAUGGAAAGAGGGAAAAAAGAAUAAUAUCCGAGCGUUGUUAUGUUCGAUGCACACAAUAUUAUGGGAAGGUACAAAAUGGAAUAAAUGUGAGAUGCAUCAAUUAGUCUCCGCAGCCGAUGUAAAGAAGGCGUAUAGAAAAGCUUGUCUUGCAGUGCAUCCUGAUAAGCAAGUGGGAACUGACAAUGAGAAUCUUGCGAAACUGAUUUUUAUGGAGUUAAAUAAUGCUUGGAGCGAUUUUGAAAAUGAUGCUUCGCAACAGAAUAUGUUUGCCUCUUAAGGAUGUGAUUUUAUCUUUUCUCGGUCAACUGCAUUCCACGUAUUUACUCCCUGGAAGUUUUAUAUUUGAUUUCUAUUUUAACGACUCUUCCUUACGCAUAUCGAUAAUAAACUGUAUUUUUAAUCGUAACUCUAAAGAAUCUUCAUGCAAAUAUCACCUAUGGAUAUUAUUAUAAAUAGACAAUAUGAAAAUUUACAGUAGACUGUAACUUUAGAGAUAUUGUUGUUAAAAAUAAAAAAUAUAUGAUA
Molecule: messenger RNA, 4270 nt
Organism: Aethina tumida (small hive beetle)
Lineage: Eukaryota; Metazoa; Arthropoda; Insecta; Coleoptera; Nitidulidae
Product: cyclin-G-associated kinase
Exons: 18
Coding region: 492-4022 (1176 amino acids)
Biological process (GO): positive regulation of Notch signaling pathway; regulation of clathrin-dependent endocytosis; protein phosphorylation
Cellular component (GO): cytoplasm
Molecular function (GO): ATP binding; AP-2 adaptor complex binding; protein serine/threonine kinase activity
Source: RefSeq, a predicted model, not a curated record